Messenger RNA from Rotaria sordida, 362 nucleotides. The record is from the annotation of a GenBank genome assembly. NCBI's taxonomy places the organism in Eukaryota, Metazoa, Rotifera, Eurotatoria, Philodinida, Philodinidae.
AUGAUAAUAAUUUUGUGUUGUAUCACGCAUCACGGUCAAGCAACUCUAAUCGAUCGUAAUGAUGAAUUAGUAGUGAGCUCCUGUCAAAUAUAUGGAGAUUUUCAUUUAUGGAUGUACAAUCAACGAUUAGAUCAACCCCGAUCGUUGCAAUGGUGUAAAGAAGAAGGUGACCAUCUUAUCUAUGAAAAUGAAUGGAUUCAAAUUAUUAUUACUAUUACAAAAUUUCCAAAUUGGAAUGAAAAAUAUAAAAUGAUAUUUAAAGAACAUAAUAAGAUUUUAUGUACAAUUCAUAAUACUCGAAAUAUAUGCGAUCAUCGAAGUAAAGUUUGGUUUUUGUUUUCAUAUUUAUUUUUGAAAUCAUU